Messenger RNA from Tupaia belangeri chinensis (Chinese tree shrew), 1885 nucleotides. It is a transcript of the gene HS3ST2, whose product is annotated as heparan sulfate-glucosamine 3-sulfotransferase 2. NCBI's taxonomy places the organism in Eukaryota, Metazoa, Chordata, Mammalia, Scandentia, Tupaiidae. The transcript is spliced from 3 exons. Gene Ontology annotation, molecular function: [heparan sulfate]-glucosamine 3-sulfotransferase activity. The coding region runs from base 85 to 1050 and encodes 321 amino acids. The record is from RefSeq and is a predicted model, not a curated record.
CCCUCUAGGCGGCCGCAGGGCCACAGCAGCUCCGCCGCCCGUGCCCCUCGGAAACCAUGACCCCCGGCGCGGGCCCAUGGAGCCAUGGCCUAUAGGGUCCUGGGCCGCGCGGGGCCACCUCAGCCGCGGAGGGCGCGCAGGCUGCUCUUCGCCUUCACGCUCUCGCUCUCCUGCACUUACCUGUGUUACAGCUUCCUGUGCUGCUGCGGGCCCGCGGCGUCGGCGCCCGCCCCUCGCCUCCCGGGUGCCAACCACUCCGGCUCACCGAAGCUGGGGACCAAGCGGCUGCCCCAAGCCCUCAUUGUGGGCGUGAAGAAGGGGGGCACCCGGGCGGUGCUGGAGUUUAUCCGCGUGCACCCGGACGUGCGGGCCUUGGGUACCGAGCCCCACUUCUUCGACAGGAACUACGGCCGCGGGCUGGACUGGUACAGGAGCCUGAUGCCCAGGACCUUGGAGACCCAGAUCACGCUGGAGAAGACACCCAGCUACUUCGUCACUCAAGAGGCACCUCGACGGAUCUUCAACAUGUCUCGAGACACCAAGCUGAUCGUGGUCGUGCGGAACCCGGUGACCCGCGCCAUCUCGGAUUAUACACAGACACUCUCAAAGAAGCCCGACAUCCCCACCUUCGAGGGCCUCUCCUUCCGCAACCGCACCCUGGGCCUGGUGGACGUGUCGUGGAACGCCAUCCGCAUCGGCAUGUACGCGCUACACCUGGAGAGCUGGCUGCAGUACUUCCCGCUGGCUCAGAUCCACUUUGUCAGCGGUGAGCGGCUCAUCACCGACCCAGCUGGCGAGAUGGGGCGGGUCCAGGACUUCCUGGGCAUUAAGAGAUUUAUCACAGACAAGCACUUCUACUUCAAUAAGACCAAAGGAUUCCCUUGCUUGAAAAAAACGGAAUCAAGCCUCCUGCCUCGAUGUCUGGGCAAAUCAAAAGGGAGAACUCAUGUACAGAUUGAUCCUGAAGUGAUAGACCAGCUCCGGGAAUUUUAUAGACCCUAUAAUAUUAAAUUUUAUGAAACGGUGGGGCAGGACUUCAGGUGGGAGUAACCCAUCCAGAUGCAAGGGCUCGUCUGCUCACCUCUUCCACAAGGUUUGCUCCCAGAGCCUCUGAUCCCUCGCCCAAACACACCUAGGCUCCAGCCCCCUUUUCCACCAUGGUGUCAUCAUCUUGGAACCAGGAAGCCCAGCUAAGGCCAAGGGAGUAGAGGGUCCCUGUCACUAGCUAUCUCCAGUCUGUCCAGACAAAGAUCCCAAAUCAUUCUCCCUUCUUCCCCUAAGAGGCCACGAGGAAUGGCUUUAAGAAGAGUGAAUUUUCCCAUGAUGAUAGUAUUAGAAGUGGCGAUGGUUCCGUUGCUAUAAACACAGCAGUCUGUCCCUGUCACUGUCCCCCCGGAGUGGGCUUGUUCAUUCCAAGUGGCAUGUACCUUCCCUCUGAGCUUAAUUUCCCUGAGCCGCCCUGGAUGGUGGGAUGGGAGACCAUCCUCUGUCCUCUUCAGACCUUAGCAGCUCACUGAGAGAUUGCCAAGUGAGAAGCACCCCCUUGGCCAUUCCUCGAAGACCCUUUGAUGGUGAAAUAAACCAGUGAUUUCAGAGCUGUGGUCUCAAUUGUGCUUGAAGGAUACUGUCUUUGAAACCCACUUUGUGAACUCUCCCUGCUCCCUGUGGACAAAAGCACAUAAUUCUGCUGUUACGGGUACUUUGCUCAUGUGAGCUUUCAUGUCAGCAUGCGACGGAAUCAUGCUUGUCCAUGUGAAAUAAAUAUGGCUCUCUUGUGUCCUUAAUGCCGAGCUUUUCUCUGUAAGCCAAAUCUGCAGCAUGGUUCAUUCAUUCAACAAUUCCCGGUGCAAGAUGGCAGCUGGUGCUGGUGAUGGUCUGGGAGGGU